Molecule: messenger RNA, 1794 nt
Organism: Talaromyces proteolyticus
Lineage: Eukaryota; Fungi; Ascomycota; Eurotiomycetes; Eurotiales; Trichocomaceae
Exons: 1
Coding region: 56-1663 (535 amino acids)
Source: RefSeq, a predicted model, not a curated record
CCUCAAUCGGGGAAAUCGUCAACAACGGGCAGAGUAGAACAAAACAUAGACCGCCAUGUCAACCGACAAUAAUAUCCCACCCUCGGCGAAACCGCUACUACCCUACAUUCGAAGUCGCCAGGAAGUUCAUCGAAUCCGCCAAACCUUGACCCUCUACUUACAAUCUCACAUCGUCUCCGCCUGCGACGAUGAGGUCACCACCCCCGCAAACACUAAUGACACUUCGCACGUCUCGCUCGGCGUCCCAAUCGACCCUUCCGCCAGUGUGAAGCGAGUCCCAUCCAAUCUAACCGGCGUGAGGAAAGAAUACCUGAAAGCCUUACAGGAAAACGCUGCUGCGAGGAGAGAGUACGACGAGCUCUCCAACCGUAUUGCCUUCAGAAGACCUCCAGCACAGGACAACCUUACUUCGACAAAAGGCCAUGAUACCCCGCCGCUGCACGACUACUUAUCCUCCAUUCGAGAAGACCGACGGUACGAAAAGUUACGUCUCUUCGACAAUUCUCUGAAAAGGCUUACUGGAGCCACCAAGCCGGAUGGCUAUGUCGCGGACGAAGAACAGCAAAAUACCCUGCUCGAUCAAGAAAAGCUCGAAAGUUUUUGGAACGGGCUGGGGUCGAGUCGAGAAUCAAACGAAGGAGUCCAAGCUCUGAUAUCGAAGCUGGAAAGAACGGUGCUCCGUGCCAAAGCAAAAUUGGCCAGAGAACAGAAUUUGCUGAAAGAAUUGAAGGCACGGCAGCUUUCCGAAGACGUCUCAAAUAAUCCAUCGCGAAGAGUUAUUGCACUUCAGUGUGUGCGAGAUGAGCUGGUACAAUGGGUAGAAGAAAAACUGGUCACGGCUAAUUCGGGCGAGGCGGCUGAGUUUGGAGAAUCGCCAAAAAAAAAUACAGCUUCUUCGCAAGCCGUUGAAGAACGCAAGGGAGAAAUUCGAGAGCAGUAUGCAAAAUAUCUCCAGGAGCGCAGGUUACUACUCGAGGCAUUGUCGCUUGUAUCUCAGCCUACAAAGAGCACCACGCCAGCUGCAGAAAGGUGUCCUAAGGGACCGUCAGAACCCGUUGUUACUAAUACAGCCGUCUGGAAUUCAAUAGACUUAUUUGGGCCUGCAUCUGAAUUACUCCUUCCUGGGUCCACGGUUCAGAGAUCCUUGGCUUUGCAGCGGUCAUAUCUAACUGGCUUAUUGUCCAAAGAGAAAACAAAUCUCAAACAGGCCUUGGAGCGCCUAAGCCACGAGAGCCAUCUCCUGCCAGAAUACCCUAUUCUAGCACGCCAUUCCAAAUUCAAGCAUAUCAGCAACAAUGCUGGAGGCCGGACCGACCGUACAGAAGGAGACCAAACCGACGAACUGUUGCAGAAAGCCCAGGCUUGGGCGUUUGCGUCCGAAGCGGCGAGCACCCAUGAAGGUGAUUAUGUGGAACAGAGGAUCGAGCAUGGAUUAGACAUGAGUGAGAGUGCCUCUAGGACUCUGCAGCAGGUGUACGGCUUGCUGAACCAAGAGAACAAUGCGGCUGCUGAGGAUACGGCUUUGGACGAAGGCAAUGAGACUGAUAUUUGGGUCGGCGAAGUCGAGUCACAUCGGCCACGCCGGAGACGUCAAAAGAAUGAUCAGCAACCUGGAAACCCGUGGGCACGAUUGAAUGGAAACGUUGGAUUUUCUGAAGGCUGAGUAGGAGUUAGAUAUUAUGUUGCUCAUAUACUAUUAAUUAUACCCAUCCGCAUUUCAUCCAAUUAUCUCAUCUCAUUGCCUACAAACAAGCAGUAGGAAGAUAUGUAUAUGUUUUCAAACAGUCUUUUAAC